Molecule: messenger RNA, 5442 nt
Organism: Corythoichthys intestinalis (scribbled pipefish)
Lineage: Eukaryota; Metazoa; Chordata; Actinopteri; Syngnathiformes; Syngnathidae
Gene: abcc12
Product: ATP-binding cassette, sub-family C (CFTR/MRP), member 12
Exons: 30
Coding region: 1126-5256 (1376 amino acids)
Biological process (GO): transmembrane transport
Cellular component (GO): membrane
Molecular function (GO): ATP hydrolysis activity; ABC-type transporter activity; ATP binding
Source: RefSeq, a predicted model, not a curated record
UUCUAAGCGAAAAACAACAGACAUUUUGAAUAAUAAAUAUUAAUUACCUUCGUUUUAUGGCUGGGUUGAAAAAAAAAGCGGUUGCGCGACGUCUGUAAACGGGGGUUUUCAGGGUAAAAUGGACAAAAUAAAAAUAGUUCGGGGGCUUAAUGCGCCAUGAAUCUGCUAUGGCAGCAUAUAGACAUAUUGUUCUGUCAAACACAACAGUUGUUUUGGCUUGAAAUACUGCAGUUUCUUUUAAAGAGAAGUGCAAGAGCAGAAACAGCUUUUUCAGUCUUGUCUGUGUUUUCCGCCCAAUAUAUGUUUUAAUUACACACUUGUCUUUUUUUGUAAAUGAAAUUUAACAAGCAGUCUUCUCUAAUAUUCCCUUGGUAUCAUAACACUAAAGUAAGGUAAUCAAAAUUGAGCGUACAAUUUCAAAAUUGUGAGAGGGAAAAAAUAGUAAUUUUAUGAUAAUAUUGACAUAUUGGCAAAAAUGUGUAUAUAUUUUUUAAAUGUCAUUAUGAGAGAGCAGUGUUUUUCUUUACAUAUGUCAUAUAUAUAAAUUAAAAUGAAAGUUGUAAUUCAAUUAUGAAUAAAAAACAUUGUAAUUCAAUGACAGAAAAGUAACAACUGUUCAAAGCCAAAAUCAGAAAAAAGGCACAAGUAUGUAUGUGAAAUCAAAAAAUAUAUUAUCACAAAUAAACUGGAAUUUUUCCAGGGUUGAAUCAAAAUUAUAUGGAAAAAAGUGUGUAUGAUUAAUGAAAAAAGACGACUUUUCUUUUUUGUCAUUUUUAAAAAGCUACUUUUUAACAGAACAAAGUCAUUAAAAUUCAAUGUGAACAUUUUUUUGUGGGUGAAAAGGUCAUAAUAUCACAAAAAGUUUGUGUUUGAGAGUAAAGAAUAUUUUGAGGACAGUUUUAUUUUUGUGAGCACACAUGAAUAGUUUGUGUGAAGUGUUUCAAAAAGGAUGUGUCGUGUGUCUGCGUGGGUGGGCAAAAAUGUGAUGCACGUGCUCAACCCUGGUCAUUGUAACCUUUGAAGCUUCUUGUGUAACAAAUGCAGGAGAGCAAAAAAAAAGGGUUUCAGUCUGUGGAGUAACUUUGAUUACACCACUUGCAGCUGUCCUCCUCGUCCUUCGCAGACAUGCAGGACAAGGUGAUGGCCGGAGAUUACAAAUCAGACAUAAAUAAACCUGUCUUUUGUAUCGAAGGGACGGACAAUGGCGGCGGAAAAACUACUCCGUCGCUGUUUGGGAAAUACAAGCAAAGUGUUCAGACCCUCAAACCUUUCCGUUGGACCUCGUCGCAGCAACACCCAAUGGACAAUGCGGGGUUCUUCUCCUUCACCACCUUUACAUGGAUGACGUCCAUGAUGUGGGCCAUGUUCCGGAACAGGCUGGACAUGAACACUCUCAAUUUGUCACCUUUGGAUGAGGCUGAAGGAAGCACAGACAGGCUGCAAAGACUCUGGGAAGAGGAAAUAGCAAAGUCGGGUCUGGAAAGGGCCUCUUUGGUCCGAGCCAUUCUAAGGUUUCAAAGAACAAGGCUUAUUCUCUCUGUGAUGGUUGGGGUCCUCGCCAUGGUGGCUGCCUUUCUAGGUCCGGCCGUUCUAGUCUACCAACUCUUGAACUAUGUUGAAGACCCUUCCAAGUCAACCCGAGCGCAUGGCAUUGGCCUAUGCUUUGCUCUUUUCACCUCCGAGUUCUCAAAGGCUUUCAUCAUCUCGCUGCUGUGGGCGAUCAACCUGCGAACAGCAACCCGGCUGAAGGGGGCCUACAGCGCUCUGGCCUACCAGAAGGUCAUCUCGCUGCGGGUGCAUAGCGGUAUCUCCAUGGGAGAGAUCAUUAACGUCCUGACUAACGACGGCCACAAGCUGUUCGAGGCUGUGCUGUUUGGCAGCUUCGUGCUGUCGGCUCCUGUGCUCUUUUUUGUCUGUAUCAUCUACGCCUGCUACAUCCUCGGCGUCACGGCGCUGAUGGGAGUUGGUACCUAUCUUGUCUUCAUCCCUGUGCAGUUUUUCUUGGCCAAGCUCAUCAACAAGUUCCGCCACAAAGCCAUUUUGAUGACGGACAGUCGCGUUCGAACUAUGAACGAAGUGCUCAACAGUAUCAAGCUCAUCAAAAUGUACGCCUGGGAAGAUUCCUUUGAGAAGAAAAUUGCAGAGUUGAGGCAAACGGAGAAACGACAUCUACGCAUAGCCAGUUACAUACAGAAUGCCAACACCAGCAUCACCAGCAUCAUCCCCACCAUGGCCACCGUGCUCACCUUCAUGCUGCACACCUUGUUGGGCUGGAGACUCGACACCACUGAAGCGUUUACCACCAUCGCCAUCUUCAACGCCAUGCGUUUCUGCCUGGCUCUAAUGCCACUGUCUGUCAAGUCUCUGGCCGAGGCCAACGUGUCCAUGGCACGUCUUAAGAAAAUAUUGCUGAUCCAGAAUCCGGAUCCUUAUUUAGUGCAGAGGAAAGGAGGAAACUCUGCAAUCGUAAUGACAAAUGCUACCCUGUCAUGGAAUAAGCAAAACAAACAGAACCCCGGCAUACUCAACGGAGGGACGGGAAUUUCCAACGGUGAAAUAGGAACCAAGGCGGAUGCAGCAUCUCGGGAUGAAAAUUCCAACCUCUUGCCCACUUUAAGGAAUAUUUCCUUCUCACUUCCUAAGGGCAAGUUGCUAGGUGUCUGCGGAAAUGUUGGCAGUGGGAAGACCUCGUUGAUAUCUAGCAUUUUGGAGCAAAUGCACCUCCUCCAAGGCUCGAUCACGGCGGAUGGGACCUUUGCGUAUGUUUCCCAGCAGGCUUGGAUCUUCCACGGUAGUGUUCGAGAAAAUAUUCUGAUGGGGAACCCAAUGGACAAGGACAAAUACGAAAGAGUUUUGGACGUGUGCAGUCUUAGACCAGACUUAAAGAUACUACCACACGCUGAUCAUACAGAGAUCGGCGAGCGUGGCCUGAACCUGUCAGGCGGUCAGAAGCAGAGGAUUAGCCUGGCACGGGCCGUCUAUUCCAAUAAAGACAUCUUCCUGCUGGACGACCCUCUUUCAGCAGUUGACGCCCACGUGGGCAAGCACAUCUUUGAGGAGUGCAUCAAGCGCCAACUCCGGGGAAAAUCCAUCAUCCUGGUCACACACCAGUUACAGUAUCUGGAGUUCUGCGAUGACAUUCUGGUGCUGGAGAAUGGCGAGGUCCUCGAGUCGGGGAACCACCAUGCGCUGAUCACGGCCAACGGACGUUACGCUCAGCUCAUCAAAGGCUACAAGGCAGAGCAAGCCAAAACUGAGAAAGAAGAAGAGGCAGCUCAAUCUGUGAAGGAGAUAGAGGUUGAGUUUAGAGAACGAGCAAACAGUGGCAUCAUCAACCCAGCCUUCGAAAUCACAGAUGAGGAAGAGGUGGGAGGAAUAACCAGCCAACAAUUCUGUCAGAUGAUUACAGCAGUGAAGAGUGGCGACCAGCUGGUCAGCGAGGAGACAUACACAGAGGGCGCUGUCUCCUGGAGGACUUACAGACAAUACUGCAAGGCAGCUGGAGGUUACAUCAUCACCUUCCUCAACUUCCUGAAUGUGGUGCUGAUGAUCGGCUCCACAGCUUUCUGCAACUGGUGGCUCAGCUAUUGGCUAGGCCAGGGCAGUGGGGUCGAGUUAACCAACGGGACCACUUCAGACCAGGGAGACAUUUCUAAGAACCCAGACCUGCACUUUUACCAGCUGAUCUAUGGUAUGAUGGUGGUGGUCAUGGUGGCCCUGGCCGUUGUCAAAUGCUUCUUCUACACUCAUGUCACCUUGAAUGCCGCCUGUCGCUUCCACGACACCAUGGUCAAGAAGAUUAUAGCCAGUCCCAUGAGCUUCUUUGACACCACACCGACAGGCCGCAUUCUCAACCGCUUCUCCAAAGACCAGGAGGAGCUUGAUAGUGUUCUCCCACUUCACAUGGACCCCUUCCUGCAGUUCGCGCUGCUGGUGGCCUGCACUGUGAUCAUCAUCUCGGCUGUUUUCCCGCCUAUGCUCAUUGCUGUGCUCAUCAUGGGACUUUUGUUCACCCUCAUGCUCUUCAUGUUCCAAAGAAGCAUCCGCUUGAUGAAGAGGAUGGAGAACAUCAGUCGCUCUCCCUGCAUCUCGCUGACCACAUCCACUCUGCAGGGCCUCAGCACCAUCCAUGCCUAUAACUUGAGAGACAGCCACAUCAAGCUGUUUAAGUCCCUGAACGACAUCAACUCCAACCACUAUCUGCUCUUCAACGCCGGGACUCGUUGGCUGGCUUUCAGGCUUGACUUCAUGGCAGCAACGUUGACCUUGUUCGUGUCACUCUUUGUGGUUCUGAGCAGUAACGAGGACAUCAUUCCAUCCUUGAAGGGCUUGGCUUUAUCCUACACCAUACAGCUGACAGGGAUGCUGCAGUACGUGGUAAGGCAAGCCACAGAGGUGGAAGCCAGAUUCAACUCAGUGGAGAGGCUGCAGGAGUACAUCCUGGGCUGUAAGUCUGAGGCAGCAAGAUACAAAAAAGAUGCUUGUAUUCCAAAAAACUGGCCAACGGGCGGGUCCAUCACCUUCCGGGACUACAAGAUGAGGUACAGAGAGAACACACCUGUUGUUCUGGACGGACUAAAUUUCCUCAUCCGAGCCGGCGAGAAACUCGGAAUCGUCGGAAGGACAGGUUCCGGUAAGUCCUCUUUAGGAGUAGCACUAUUCCGGCUGGUCGAACCAGCUGGGGGAACUAUCCUGAUCGACGGAGUGGACAUCUCAGCUAUUGGACUACAAGAUCUGCGAAGUAAACUGUCCAUCAUCCCGCAGGAUCCUGUGCUAUUCAUCGGCACAGUCAGACACAACCUGGACCCCUUUAACAGCUACAGUGACGAGGAGAUCUGGGCUGCACUGGAGCGAACCUAUAUGAAGGACUCAAUCAACAAACUGGAGGGUCAACUUCAAGCACAGGUGUUUGAGAAUGGAGAGAACUUCUCAGUCGGGGAGCGGCAGCUGAUGUGCAUGGCGAGAGCGCUGCUGCGCAACUCCAAGAUUAUUCUUUUGGAUGAGGCGACGGCGUCCAUCGAUUCCGAGACCGACGCCCUGAUCCAGACCACCAUCAGAGAUGCCUUCAAGGACUGCACCAUGCUCACCAUCGCCCACCGUAUCAACACAGUCAUGAAUGCCGACCGCAUUCUGGUCAUGGACAAUGGAAAGGUGGCAGAACUAGGCGAUCCAGAAGUGUUGUCGAAAAGGUCCGAUUCACUGUUCUCCUCGCUCUUGUCGGCCACAAACACCGUGAGCACGUCGGACUCACUUUGAUCUACACCCAGUGUGCUUUUGCUCUUGUAUUGGAUUUUUCACAGCAGUUGCCAGGCUGGUUGUUUUAUUUUACUCUUACGAGGAGAAAAAGAGAGGGGAUGUAUAUUUAAAUGCUAUUAUUUAUUGAUGAAUCUUUGAGUUUUCAAUCAGGUUUUUUCAGUGACAUUAAAGUCAAAAUCAAAUCUA